Messenger RNA from Rattus rattus (black rat), 1156 nucleotides. It is a transcript of the gene Gjb5, whose product is annotated as gap junction protein beta 5. Lineage: Eukaryota; Metazoa; Chordata; Mammalia; Rodentia; Muridae. Gene Ontology annotation, biological process: cell communication. Bases 18 to 833 code for a protein of 271 amino acids. The record is from RefSeq and is a predicted model, not a curated record. The transcript has a single exon. Gene Ontology annotation, cellular component: connexin complex.
CAGCCCUUGAGUCCACCAUGAACUGGAGCAUCUUUGAGGGGCUCCUGAGUGGGGUCAACAAGUACUCCACAGCCUUUGGUCGCAUCUGGCUGUCUCUGGUCUUUGUCUUCCGUGUGCUGGUGUACCUGGUGACAGCCGAGCGUGUGUGGGGUGAUGACCAGAAGGACUUUGACUGCAACACUAGGCAACCCGGCUGUACCAACGUCUGCUAUGAUGAGUUCUUCCCUGUGUCCCACGUGCGCCUCUGGGCCCUGCAGCUCAUCCUGGUCACAUGCCCCUCCUUGCUUGUCGUCAUGCAUGUGGCCUAUCGAAAGGCUCGAGAGAAGAAGUACCAGCAAGAAGUUGGCAAAGGGUACCUCUACCCAAACCCCGGCAAGAAGCGAGGCGGACUCUGGUGGACAUACGUCUGCAGCCUGUUGUUCAAGGCCACCAUAGAUAUUAUCUUCCUCUACCUUUUCCAUGCAUUCUACCCCAGAUAUACCCUCCCGUCUAUGGUCAAGUGCCAUUCGGCACCAUGUCCCAACACAGUGGACUGCUUCAUCGCCAAGCCCUCAGAGAAGAACAUCUUCAUUGUCUUCAUGUUGGUCACGGCCAUCGUCUGCAUCCUGCUUAACCUUGUGGAGCUGCUCUACUUGGUGAUCAAGCGGUGUUCUGAGUGUGCACCAGCGAAGAGACCGCCCACUGCACACGCAAAGAAUGACCCAAACUGGGCCAACCCUUCCAGCAAAGAGAAGGACCUCCUCUCAAGCGACCUCAUCUUUCUGGGCUCGGACACUCACCCACCUCUGUUACCUGAUCGCCCUCGAGCUCACGUGAAGAAAACCAUUCUGUGAAGGGUCCAUAGACUGGACUGGCGGGGUGGGCAUGAACUGGAAGGUUCCAGAAUCUCUCAUGAAUGUAGCUGGUGAGGAAAAGAGCUGAGUUGGAGUUGGAGGCAGACAAAAAGGAGGACUCCCAGAGCUUGGGAUCCAACUGUCCCUCCCGGCUGACUGGUCUUCGCUGAAACCCUCUACUCUGAACCUCAGUUUCCUUUUCUGUUACAUAAACACACUGAGUGCCACUUAACAGGGCUAGGGGUGGAUGAGAUCACAAAUAAGCAAAUGCCUUCCUGUGUGACCCAGGGUGAGAACUCAAUAAAGAUAAAUGUGUUCACAGA